AUGUAUGAACAAGAAGCUGAAGAAUUUAAUUGGACACAUCAGCAACAACAGGAACAGCAGCAGAAGCAGCAGAAGAACAAUAAAAAAAGUCAAAGCAGGAACGAAAAUCUUGAAAAUUCCUUUGAGUUCGUUCGUUUUACCUUUUUUUGUCUCGAUUAUUAUGUGAUAUUGACUGAAAUGUUUUAUGCUGCGAUAUUUAUUGCAAUUUACUGA
Molecule: messenger RNA, 213 nt
Organism: Clunio marinus
Lineage: Eukaryota; Metazoa; Arthropoda; Insecta; Diptera; Chironomidae
Source: the annotation of a GenBank genome assembly